Molecule: messenger RNA, 1183 nt
Organism: Xiphias gladius (swordfish)
Lineage: Eukaryota; Metazoa; Chordata; Actinopteri; Istiophoriformes; Xiphiidae
Gene: m17
Product: IL-6 subfamily cytokine M17
Exons: 3
Coding region: 37-717 (226 amino acids)
Biological process (GO): ciliary neurotrophic factor-mediated signaling pathway; immune response; negative regulation of neuron apoptotic process
Cellular component (GO): extracellular region
Molecular function (GO): cytokine activity; ciliary neurotrophic factor receptor binding
Source: RefSeq, a predicted model, not a curated record
AAGUCCGCGCAAUUUGCCUGUGAUACUGAGUGGAGAAUGAAUGGUCAUGUAAAGAGCAUGCAUUUUCAACAGUUUAUGGAACUAGCAACAACAUUACUCUCUUUCCUGCUGGUUAUGGCUGUUGAUUCAACAAGAACUGCGGCAGCAAGCAGAAACCAGCAGUGUGGGAAUUCUCUGCAACGGACUUCGAAUCUCACCAGACUCGUACACAAGGAAUCUGUCGAUCUAAUCAAAACAUACAAAGCUUCUCAAGGAGAGAUGUCAGAGCUCUUCUGCAAGGUGUCAGUUAACAACAUCCCUGACCCCAACAUCUCUGGCAUGGAGCCCUCAGAGAGGAUAGUGAGCAUCUACACACAUCUCCAAGCCUUCUUCCCACAUUUGAAACGGGUGUACGAGCAGCAGACAGACUUACAGUUACCCACGAGCCAACUGCUGACCCAGCUCAACCACGUCAGUGGUCACAGUAAGAACCUGGCUGCUCUCGUAAAAAUAUUUUAUCAGAGCCUCUUCCCAAACCUGCCUGUGCCAGUGCCAGCAGGGGGGCCGACGACACUACCUCCGCCUCAGAACGUGUUCCAGCAGAAGGUCUAUGGCUGCGUGGUCCUGAAGACCUACAAAGAGUUCCUAUCAAAUGUUUCCCAAGAACUGAAAACUCUAAGGAGCCAAGUCUGCAGGAGGAGGAAACAAAUAAACACCCUACUUCUCAGGAUGACCUAAGGCUGGCCUUGGACAGUCAGUGCCCAACUAUACUUACACUCACUGGGUUUUGAUAAAGACUUAAAAAGAAAUGUGAGUAUGAAGGUGGCUGGUACAUCAGUGUAAUGGAGCCUAUUUAUGGUAUUUAAUAUUUAUUUUCUUGUGUUUCUGAUAAAAGGAAUGUUGUUAAAAGAUGAAGAGUAUAAAGGUUAUCUCUAUGCAAGUUAUGUAUAUUUAAUAUAAUAUGUUAUGUAAGGUUCUACUUUGCUGUUGUAAACUUAUUAACUGCGUACAGAAUUAUUUAAAGAUAGUUUGCAGCUGCACUUUGUAAUCUUUGAUUUCUUUUAUUUGGUUUCCACAAUAAUGUACAAUUUCAGUAACAUGGGAGUGUCUGGAAAAAAGAUGAUCUUGAAAAAAAGAAAACAGAUGUUUAUGCUUUACAUGUGUCUCCUUAUAUCUGUUUACACUGUUAAUAAAAUUUUUUUUA